UUAUAGUCUCAGCUGCUGCGCUCUCUGGGCCACGGGGGAGGGACAGGGUGGCUCCUCACAGCAAGGGUGGUAGUCACUGGGCUCUGCCCACCUGCCGCUAACCAGGCCCCAGGCCCCUUCCCAUGGCAGAAGGGACCUUCCCCUUUACCUCCGCCACGCUGCGCGCUCUCCGCCUGCAGCGGGAGUGGCUGGAGUGGGAGGACAGGCGCAGGGCAGCAGCCCAGCUCUGCCGGAGCCAAAGGUGCCCCCCAAGUUCUCUGGCCCGACUCACUAGGCCUCGCCGCUCCUGCCGAGACCCAGCGGUCCACAAUGCCCUGUUCUCCGGCAACCUGCAACAGGUCCAAGCCCUGUUCCAAGACGAAGAUGCCGCCAACAUGAUUGUGGAGACUGAGAGCAACCAGCUGGCCUGGUCGCCUGAACAGGGGUUCUGGGUACUGACCCCCAAGACCAAGCAGACAGUGCCCCUCACUAUUGCUGCGGCCCGAGGCUAUACCGACUGUGCCCGCCACCUCAUCCGGCAGGGAGCUGAGCUGGAUGCCCGGGUUGGGGGCCGGGCUGCCUUGCACGAGGCAUGUGCCCAAGCCCACUCGGACUGUGUGCGGCUGCUGCUGACCUUCGGUGCCAAAGCCAAUGUGUUGUCUGAGGAAGGCACAACCCCCUUGCACCUCUGUACAGCGCCUGAGUCCUUACAGUGCGCCAAGCUGCUGCUGGAGGCAGGAGCUACUGUCAAUGCGGCUGCGAGGGACAGCGAGAUGACACCCCUGCACGUGGCGGCGGCCCGCGGCCUGGAGGAGCACGUGGCUCUCUACUUGGCGCAUGGAGCCAACGUGGGGCUCGGCUGCUGGGCCCUGGCCGAGCUCCUGCUGCGCCACGGGGCCUGCGCUGGAGUCUCCAACGCAGCGGGCCACACGCCCAUGGACUGCGUGCUGCAGGCGGUCCAGGACACCCCCAACUGGGAGUCCGAGGUCCUCUUCGGGGCACUGCUGGACUACGGGGCCCAGCCAGUGCACCCUGAGAUGCUGAAAUACUGUGCCAACCUCCCUCGGGCACUAGAAGUCCUACUUAAUGCCUACCCCUGUGUCCCAUCCUGUGAUACCUGGGUGGAGGCAGUACUCCCAGAGCUGUGGCAGGAGCAUGAAGCCUUCUACAGCUCGGCCCUGGCCAUGGUGAACCAGCCGAGGCGGCUGCAGCACCUGGCCCGGCUGGCUGUGCGUGCUCAGUUGGGCAACCGCUGCCGACAGGCUGCCGACCGCCUCCCACUGCCCCAGCUCCUCAGGGACUACCUGCUGCUGCGUGUGGAGGGACACAUCCAGUGAGCACCAGGCCAGGCUGCCCCACAGCUUGUCCUGCUUUCUCCAUCCAUCGUACUCCCCCCGCCCCAACCCUGGACGACCAGACCCUGGGCCUCUGUUUAUACUCCACCUCCCUCCACUGACUCCUUGAGACAACUGCUGACCAACCUUACCUGAGCUUCAGCUCCUCUCUUUGAGGGAAAGGUCCGCAGACUCAGACCUCAGCCAUCUCAUCCUCUUUGCCUAAGUGGAUGAUGCCUCAAGCCCGGAGGUGGUGAUUGUUGUUGUAACCCCUCAUCUUCUGCCAGCAAUGUAUCUGAAAUCAGUUUCCUAUAAAGAAUGACAGACUGCUGCUAGUUGUACUGCCUCUGCCCACAUUGUCAUUUGAAGGGAAGACCUCACUGAUCUUGAAGCCCAUGCUCUUGAAAUCCUGUGUUCCCAGCUGUUCCCCCUCCUUGACAUACCCUGCCCACAUUUUUUUUCUUCCCCUGAUUGAAGCUGAUAUCCUCAAGACAACUCAAUAGCACUGUUUGAUCAACCUAGCAGGUAGCCUUCCUUGGUAUCAUAUCUAUUUUAAAAUAU
Myotis brandtii (Brandt's bat) is the source of this 1874-nucleotide messenger RNA. It is a transcript of the gene ASB16, whose product is annotated as ankyrin repeat and SOCS box containing 16. Gene Ontology annotation, biological process: negative regulation of delayed rectifier potassium channel activity; neuronal action potential; intracellular signal transduction. Lineage: Eukaryota; Metazoa; Chordata; Mammalia; Chiroptera; Vespertilionidae. The record is from RefSeq and is a predicted model, not a curated record. Gene Ontology annotation, molecular function: transmembrane transporter binding. The transcript has 6 exons. Bases 123 to 1316 code for a protein of 397 amino acids. Gene Ontology annotation, cellular component: membrane; axon initial segment; synapse.